UUUAUUGGCCGUCUUGUGCUGGCAGUUGACAGCUUUAUGAGGUGAACUAAUGUGUAAACGAGCUUUGCGCUUUAUUUCCUUGUCAGUAAGCCUGCAAGUCAGUAGUGACGACAGAGAUGAGGACGUCGAGCUACAAACGAAAUAAAAGGAAAAUAGGAAGAGAGAAAUUCUAGUGUUGUUAGUACUGACGGAAAUGGGUUAGAAAUGAAUAAACAUUAAUUGAAGUCAAUGACAGAAGAAGAAAUAGCCAGCUUUGUACCAUUAAUGGUCCAACAUUUCUAGAAGACGUUUCUAAUUACUAUAAGAUGCCCACCUCAAGCCAAGCAUUAAUUCUACUCAAUGUAGACAGUCCGAAUCCUUUAAAUCAACAUAUACCCGAGAUCAAUCAGUUCCAGUCGUCUGUAAGGAGAAAUUCUAACCACACAAACCAGCCACUGAAUUCUUCUGCAGAGAGUUCUCUAUAUUGCCAUCAUCGGUUAUCACCCUCCAAAUCAGAAUAUUUUGGUCGCACCAAAUGCAACUCUACUUGCUCGGCUGAUAAUACGCAACCCUCCAAAACUUCUUUAUAUUCUUCUUUAGAGUUCUUGUAUCAGCGUGAGCCCUCGACUGCUAUUCAGAAACAUGACCCGACAAAAGCAUCAUUGCGAAUCAGUAACACAAGCUCUUUGUCAGGUAAGUUGGAGAUAUCUAAAGGUAAAGUUGAAAGAGCUAAUAUUUAUGUUCUGCAAAGGCGUGUUUUUGUCAUCUACAAUGGACUUUUCAUUAGCAUUUUUGGGAACCAAAUUUCUAUUGAUCUUUCAUUAGGCAGAAACAUAUUUGAUCCAAAACUUUGUUGCUCCAGGACAGAUGAUAAAAAUCUAAUUUAUUUGAUGCCAAAGACAGCUCAACUCCAUUAUUUCACCGCUGGUCGAUAUUUUUCCCGUCUGCCGCGAUCCUUUACUGAGAAUUCAUUCUAUGCACAACGUUCUUACAAUCAAAGUCAAAUGAACUUGACAAGUGAUCAAAAUCCCGUAGAAGUAGUAAAACCUGUUCUUGAAAUUCGCAAAUCUCAACAAUUUCACAAGCCAUUACAGUCACUGAAUGCUCUGCACAAUAAUAUGACAGUGAUGUCUCUAAAUACAGACAAUUAUCAACAGUCUUCAAUUGAUUCUCUCUCUUCUUAUGAAGAAAAUACUAAUAGUUUAAUCCAGCGCUUGCGUAGUCUUGGUUUUCGACCUUACGGAACUUGGAGUUCCGAUAAUAAAGAUGAAAAACAGACGAUAGCGAAAGAUUUUACCUCCAACGAAUCAAUAAUUCCGAUUUCAUGUAGAGAUGAUGCUGAAAAUAAUAUAAUUUCCGAAAAGACUUAUUCUUUAAAUGGAAACAAAGUUGGUGCAAGAUGCUUGCAAGUGAAAAUUGCAACCGGACUUUCUGUAAGUGAAGAAGAAAUUAAAAAACAACUAAUGUGGUACGAUGAGAAUGGUAUCGAACAAGAGAAAGUAGAAAAACUUGUAGCUGAUAUAAAGUCGAAGCUGCGUAGUAAAAAGACGAAACCUCCGACAAUCUGUAUGCGUAAGACGCUUCCAGAGUCUCAGCCGUUGACCAUUUGUUUUGCUUGUGACUCUGACCUUCAGAUAACUCAUGAAGAUAUUAAACGUGAAUUAGAAUCUCAGUACCCCGAGGUUAUGCUACUCAGCCUUCGAUUCGACCCCGUAUCAGUGGCUGUUGGUAACUCUCAUACGAAAAAUAGAUGGGUUGUUUGUGUAAGUAACAAUGAAGACUUCCAGUCAUUAGUAAAAGGUGGUGUAACUAUUGCAGGAAGUGAUCGAAUCACAGUAAAACCGUUCGAUGCUGUAAUGUUAGAGGAGCACAACGCUUAUAAACUCCACCAAUAUGUGAAGGAGGCGAAAGCUAUGAUUGCGAAAUCAAAAGAUGAACGCACGAAACAAGCAAAGAAACUAAAGAACAAGAGAAUAAAGUUUAAAAUAAAAGUCACGUGAAUAUAGAACGCCAUUCGACUAUGACCAUGCUGAGUUACGGUAUUCAUGAGAUUUUAGUUGAUUACAUCAAUCCCAGGGCUUCGUAUGGUAAUUAUAUCAUUGGUCUUGUACCGAACCCAUUACAAACUGACUUUGGCAUGAGAGAACGUAACUGGGACAGUUAUUAACUAACAAAUAUUUUCAUCAAAAUGAGCACAAGGUAAAAUUAAUUCCUCGGAACAGUAACAUUUGCUCUCAGUGAAAAAAAAUACACUUGUUGACUUGAAUAAAAGAGAAAAAAAAAAUAAAGUUGAUAAUUUUGUA
This is a messenger RNA of Octopus bimaculoides (California two-spot octopus), 2282 nucleotides long. RefSeq lists its product as uncharacterized. The record is from RefSeq and is a predicted model, not a curated record. Lineage: Eukaryota; Metazoa; Mollusca; Cephalopoda; Octopoda; Octopodidae.